GUUUUCUUUUUUCCAUUACCCCCACCCCCUCCCUCUUUUCCAGCCAGUAAAGAGUGUGUCUGCCCCUUUGAACCUCCAGUACAGCGCCUGCGGCUGCACACACACCCCCCAGACACACACACCGCCGGCUAUAAAUAAGUUAAGAGCCGGGCAGAGGGCGAGCAGUGCGCGUCUCCCGGCGGGACAAGAGGCUGGGACAGCCCCGCCGAGCCUUCCCAGCGGCUCAGCCCGGCCCACGGGAGCCGGACCCGCGGGUGCCAUGGCGUGCGUGGAGCGCUGCUGCCGCUGCUGCGCGGAGGGCAGACGGCACAGCAGCAUCCUCUACAGCAUCCUACGGAGCCAGGAGCGCCAGGAGCGGGCGGCUCCGGCGGGGCAGGCUCCCCGCGGCUGCCCCUGCGGGUCGAGGCGGCGGGUGGCCCUGCGGAGCCCGCAGGUGGUUUGCAAGGCGGCCUCGGCCGUGCUGGUGAAGACGCUGCGCUUCGUCCAGAACGUGCCCUGCUUCCAGGAGCUGCCUCUGGAGGAGCAGCUGCUGCUGGUCCGCAGCUGCUGGGCUCCCCUGCUGCUGCUGGGGCUGGCGCAGGACCGGGUGCCCGUGGAGACGGUGGAGAGCGCGGAGCCCAGCAUGCUGCAGCGCAUCCUCACGGCCCGGCGGCACGGAGAGCAGCCCCCGACGCGGGCAUCCGCCCCUCCGCCGGGCCGGCAGCACCACGGCCCGCACCUGCCCUCGGCCGGAGAGAUCCAGGCCAUCAAGGGCUUCCUGGCCAAGUGCUGGAGCCUGGACAUCAGCACCAAAGAGUACGCUUACCUCAAGGGGACGGUGCUCUUCAACCCGGAUCUACCUGGACUGCAAUGUACACAAUACAUUGAAGGACUGCAGAGGGAAGCACAACAAGCUCUGAAUGAACAUGUUAGACUCAUUCACAGAGGUGAUGAAGCCAGAUUUGCCAAGCUGAAUGUUGUUUUAUCCUUGUUAAGAUCUAUUAAUGCUGAUGUGAUGGCUGAAUUGUUCUUCAGGCCCAUCAUUGGAGCGGUGAACAUGGAUGACAUGCUUUUGGAAAUGCUUUGUGCAAAAUUAUAAAGGCAUGUAAAAUAAUGAAAGUAAGUCCAGUGCAAAGGAAGCCCUAGAGCAGAAUAGUGUAAAGUAUUGUAAAUAAACUAACUUAUUGUUUUUA
This is a messenger RNA of Myiozetetes cayanensis, 1172 nucleotides long. RefSeq names its product nuclear receptor subfamily 0 group B member 1 (gene NR0B1). The record is from RefSeq and is a predicted model, not a curated record. Gene Ontology annotation, molecular function: transcription factor binding; transcription corepressor activity. NCBI's taxonomy places the organism in Eukaryota, Metazoa, Chordata, Aves, Passeriformes, Tyrannidae. Gene Ontology annotation, biological process: negative regulation of transcription by RNA polymerase II. The transcript has 2 exons. The coding region runs from base 260 to 1078 and encodes 272 amino acids. Gene Ontology annotation, cellular component: cytoplasm; nucleus.